Molecule: messenger RNA, 4589 nt
Organism: Phlebotomus papatasi
Lineage: Eukaryota; Metazoa; Arthropoda; Insecta; Diptera; Psychodidae
Gene: Eb1
Product: microtubule-associated protein RP/EB family member 1
Exons: 8
Coding region: 285-1136 (283 amino acids)
Biological process (GO): regulation of microtubule polymerization or depolymerization; spindle assembly; protein localization to microtubule plus-end
Cellular component (GO): spindle midzone; microtubule plus-end; microtubule organizing center
Molecular function (GO): microtubule plus-end binding
Source: RefSeq, a predicted model, not a curated record
AGUGUAUGUCACUUUUUCAUGGAGCCAACUUCAGAAUGACUUUCUGACACUCUUUCAAAUCUUGCACAUGUCUGCAUAUAGUAUUACUUUCCUUUAUAUAUGUAAAUGUAAAGUAUAGUGUGUAUGUGUACGUGUACACCGUACACUUUACUAUUUUCAAAACCAAACUGAAAUGUAAGGAAAUGUAUUAACAUAUAGAGGGCGAUACCUUCUUUUAGAAGAAAGCCUGAAAUAAAGAAGAAGAAGAAGAAGAAGAAAUAAAUCAUCGCUGAAAAGAGGAAAUAAUGGCUGUCAAUGUAUAUUCGACAAAUGUGACAACAGAGAAUCUUUCUCGCCAUGAUAUGCUCUCUUGGGUUAAUGAUUGUCUCAAUGCUCAAUUCACCAAGAUCGAAGAGCUCUGUACCGGAGCUGCCUACUGUCAAUACAUGGAUAUGCUGUUUCCCGGCUCAGUUCCCAUGAAGCGGGUGAAAUUUCGCACAAAUCUCGAACACGAAUACAUCCAGAAUUUCAAAAUCCUUCAGGCCGCCUUCAAGAAAAUGAGUGUGGACAAGAUAAUCCCAAUCGAUAGAUUAGUUAAGGGUCGUUUCCAAGAUAAUUUUGAAUUUUUGCAAUGGUUCAAAAAAUUUUUCGAUGCAAAUUACGAUGGGAAAGAUUACAAUGCACUGUUGGCACGCGAAAAUAUGCCGAUGGGAAUGGGAUCGGCGGCCUCAUCCAAGAGCGCCCUUGCCGGUCCGAAGAGAACCAUUCCCGCGGUGGCCAUAGCUCCGCGCGUUGCGGCGAAACCCAUUUCCAAAGCAACAUCGAGACCAGCCGCUGCUCCAGGACAUCGUGCUUCGAAUGCGACACCCCCAAAGAAACAGGAUUCCAUUGGGAACCAUCAAGGCACGACGGUGACGAACCAGCAAAUGGAGGAACUUACAAAUCAAGUCAUGGACAUGAGAAUCAAUUUGGAAGGUCUGGAGAAAGAGAGAGACUUCUAUUUUGCGAAAUUGCGAGAUAUUGAAAUUCUAUGUCAAGAUGCCGAUGAGACGGAACCACAACCAAUUGUACAAAAAAUCCUGGACAUUCUCUAUGCGACUGAGGAUGGUUUUGCUCCUCCGGAUGAAUUAACUCCCCCGGAUCAGGAAGAAUAUUAAAAUUAACGAAAAAAAAGUCUAAGGGAGAUCAUAGAGUAACGUGGUUGUCUGUUUAAUCGCCAGCAUAAAAAUCCCCUUGAGCUCCAUUGUACGGUUUGUUUUCUAAUCCUCUUAAAUUUGUGUCAGGCCUCAAGAAAUAGUAUUGUCAAAAAAAAAAAACAAAAACAAGAAAAGAAAUAUACAUCUCGAGAGGCAAAAAUGUGCAACAAAUUUGUCUUGAUAAAUUUAUUUAAAAAAAAGUGAAGAAAUGAAUUUUGUUUAAUAAAAAAAUUACUUGAUUUGUAAAUUAAAGCAUAAAAAAUAAGACCUCUUGAAAUCAACCACAUAUUGCGAGUGUCAUUUUUUUUAUUUUGGGAGGAAAACACACAUUUUAUAGGCCAUUAUGUAAACUCUAGUAAUCUUUACAUUAAUUUUUCAUUCAUGAUAUUUUUUUUGUUUUGUGUAUCAAAUAAGCUCUUGAAGACAUCUUUAAAGUAUUUUCUUUCUGUCAUAUCUUUUUUCAUUAUAUCGUUCAUGAAUAUGAAAAAUGUAACUUGAGACUUUGUUUUUUCUCAUUUUUCUUUUUUAGUAAACAUUAAAAUUCCAUUUAGUAUGUAUAUGAAACUUUUUUAUUGUCCAAAUUUUUGUGCUAAUGGGAUUGUUUUGAUUUUAGAUGAGAAAUAACUUUUUUUUUUAAAGAAUGUAUGAGAAAAGGAAAAUAACUCUUAAAUAUCAGUUCCUUAUCAAUCAAACAAAAAUGACAAAAAUAUCAACACUCGAACAGAAUUUACUCUAUUUUUUUUCGCACGUAGACUUGAAAAUUGCACAGAGUGUUGCGCAAAAAAGAACAAUAUCAUAGUCUUAUGAGCGAUUUUGGGUAGAAAGAAAAUGAAUUGUCGACAAUAGAUGACAUUACGUUGCAAUAGUUGUAUAAAGUCAGCUCUUUAGUGAGAAAAAUAAACCACUAGAGACUAAUAUAAGGUGAACGUAAAAUCGCUAAAAGUAUUAGGGAAAAGCAAUUUUUGCCAUACAUCUAUAUUUUUGUUUGUGGUUCUUGGCGUGGGAGCGAUUUUACAGAGUACAGCGGUGUGUCUCUUAGAGAGACAUCGCUGUAGAUUUUUGCAGAAGUUUGUGUUUGACUUAUUGUCUUCAUUUUUUGCUGGGUUAAAUUGUCUGAAAUGUGAGGUUAUGCUUGUUCCAACCUCAAAUCUCAAUUUUUGUAAAUUAGUAAUUUUAAAAGUUAAUAAAAUAAUUUGAAGUACUUAUAAUAGAUCAGAUCUUUUUUUUCAGCAUAAAUUAGUGAUAAAAGUUGAAUUUAAAUGCAAAAUCUAACGAAAUUUGUAAAUACAAUAAGUACUUUUCGGCUUUUAAGGUUACGUUUAACAUGAUCUGUAAAUUGUUAACUAACUUCUUGAGCAAAUAAGAGCAUCGGGUCCAGUAACCACGAAUGAAUUCUGAAGCUGGAACUUAAUAUAUGCAAAAUCAAAAUUUUGGUGCAUUUAAUUAAAAAAGAACAAAAUAUAUUAAUUGUUAAUACACAAGAUUCCGGCAUUAUGCACAGUUUUGGGGCCAAAAAAAAAACGCGCGAAAUUGCAUCAUGCAUCGAGAAAAUUUGCAUACCUGCAGGGGCUUUCUUUUGAAUAAAUCUGCCGUAGAACGAAUUUCGCGCGGAGUAAAAGUAGUUCAAAAAAAAAAGAUUCAACUAUUUAAUAGAAAUGCAUUAACAAACAGUACUUUUUGACCACAGUUCUUCAAUACAUGGUUAGAAUAUUUAAAAAAAAAAUACCUUUAAAGGAAAAUAAAGUUUUAUUCUGAAAAAGUAGCAAAAUGUUUUCAAAUUUCCCGCCUCGCAACAUAGUAUACAUUUAGGCGUAGUUCAAAAAUGAUUUCAUAAAUUGACUCCCAAUGGUAGGUAAACUUGCAUAAUUGUAUUUGCAUAAUUCCGUCAGGUGCAUAAUCCCGAAGGACUUAAUGCCGGGACUGAAUGUAUCAAAAUAACAAAAAAAUCGAAGAUUUCAGGGAAUAUAUGUUUUUUUAUGCAUCAAAAUUUUCAAAGGUUUUACACCCAAAAUCAUCUGCUUUUAAGAUUAAGUAGAUAGUAGAUUAUACACAAUACAUAACCUCACAUUCAGCACAGAAUAACCUUUAGAUCAAGUAAAAGAAUAAAUGAAGAUAACGAGUGUUAUAUUUAUAUAAUCACUGCUUAAAUCAUGCUUAGGCUUUCCAGCAUAUAUUUCAAUCAAACCUUAUGAUUAUUGCGACUUAAAAAAUAUAUUUUCAUUAGCAAAAGUCGAAAGACUUUAUAGGGUAUGUGUGCCAAAUUUCGGCAUAGUUGCAUGCAAGCGUCAAAGUCUUAAGUUUGAAAUGUAAUAUUUUAAAUUCAAAUUGAUUUUUUUAUUCUUUCUUCUGAAAGUGUCUUGCUUGGAACCUUGUAAAGAGUUUACCGUCUUUAUUUAUUCUAAAAUCCUUCUUAAUACAUUUUAAAAUGAACAAAAAUAUAGACAUAGCUUUAAUGCCCUAUUUCGGCCACCUUCAUUCUCAUAGUUCCUUGACUUCGGGAAUUCUUCAAAUAUCUUUUUCACGUCCUCUCGUUUGUCGAAUCUACAUUUUUAGUACGUAAAAUCUAAAAGUUCAUGGAAAUUCGAGGAACAAAAAGGUGGCCGAAAUUGUAAGCUGGCCGGAAUUUGGCACACUUACCCUAGUUCAUUUGCAGAAUUCUUACAUUUUUCGCACAAAUGUCAUUAAUCAAUAAUAUUUUUCAACUGAUAUUGCUAGUGAUAAAUUAAGUGAAAAUGGACGUGACUAGUUUUAAAGGAGUUGUAGCAAGAAUACUUUGAAAAUGGCUCCCCAAGAUCUACAACAUAAUGCUAAUUAAAAAUAAGAUUUGCCGACGUGUCAACAAUGCAAUGUCGACAAGUGAUGUGUCAACAAUCGCUCAAGUGUGCGUUUUUUUUUAUGUAGAAGAAGAAAGUCUUGAAGAAAUGAAGAUGAAAAGAAAAAUAAACACUUAAAUUACUCAUUUUUAUAUUAGAAGGAAAGAAAAAAAACUAUGAAUUUAGACAUGCAUUAAUUUUACACUCUAUUUCCCCGCUCCAUCAAGAUUUUAUAUAUAUUUUAGGUAGUUUUCUCUUAAUCUUCUAUUAUUUUUUUGUACCCAACAAUUUGCAAUAUUGAGCGAGUCAAGAGUCUUCACUGAAUCUUCUGUCAUGCAUUUCUCAUAUAUUUUUUUCCAAUUUAAUUUAUUAACUCAGAAUGAAGACUGGUGAAGACGGUGGAUCAAAAAGAAUUGGUGAAUGGUUUACAAGUUAAAAAAAAUUAGUGGACGAAAAGAAAUGCAGAAUUAACAAAAUGUGCGGAGAAAAAAAAUCAAUGGAUAAAGUUGUAUUUGAAAGAGAUAUCUUGCUAAUUUUUUAAAUGCUACUAUAUUGCAAUUGUAUAAAAUAUUACAAUUUAUUAAAUUAUUAUGUAAUACUG